Molecule: messenger RNA, 866 nt
Organism: Anguilla anguilla (European eel)
Lineage: Eukaryota; Metazoa; Chordata; Actinopteri; Anguilliformes; Anguillidae
Product: histone H2A.Z
Exons: 5
Coding region: 140-526 (128 amino acids)
Cellular component (GO): nucleosome
Molecular function (GO): protein heterodimerization activity; DNA binding; structural constituent of chromatin
Source: RefSeq, a predicted model, not a curated record
ACUAAAUGCAACGUCCCGGAUGUGUGAGAUUCUAUGCAUAUAUAAUAAAGUGAAGGCGGGACAAGCCGUUUAAAUCAGAGAAGGCAAAGAGGUUAAAUAGAUUAAAAGCGAGCGCAUAUUUUCAACCAAAUAAAACACAAUGGCUGGUGGCAAAGCAGGGAAGGACUCCGGCAAGACCAAGACAAAGGCUGUUUCGCGCUCACAGAGAGCGGGUUUACAGUUCCCCGUCGGUCGUAUCCACAGGCAUCUGAAAUCAAGGACCACGAGUCACGGGCGUGUAGGGGCGACCGCGGCCGUAUACAGUGCAGCCAUUCUGGAGUACCUAACUGCCGAGGUCCUGGAGUUGGCAGGAAACGCUUCUAAGGAUUUGAAAGUGAAGCGUAUCACGCCGCGCCACUUGCAGCUAGCAAUCCGCGGGGACGAGGAGUUGGAUUCGCUCAUCAAAGCGACAAUCGCCGGUGGUGGUGUCAUCCCACACAUCCACAAGUCUUUGAUUGGGAAGAAGGGACAGCAGAAGACCGUUUAAAACUUUUGCUGUGCCGUUUAAUCUAUCUCAGGACAAAAUGUUGCUUCAAAAUGGCUGUUCUUUGUUCUUAAGAUUGUUUUGCUUUGUCCUUGACUUUUAACAAAUACCUGUAGCUUCACGCCUCAUUUCUGAGAUAUUUUAAACAAAAGUUGGCUUCAAAGAAGCUUGGUUUUUAUUUUUAGGCUUGAGUUGGGGUACUGUAGGUUUUUUUUGUUUUGUUUACACUAUAUAUUUAAUGCAUACGCCUGAUACUGACCAGUUGUGCUGUUUGCUUUAAAUACAAAUCGUGUGAUUGAAGUUAUGUAUUGGAAUAAAGCUCAAUAAAGUGCCCAUUUCUUUA